Messenger RNA from Urocitellus parryii (Arctic ground squirrel), 1853 nucleotides. RefSeq names its product serine peptidase inhibitor, Kunitz type 1 (gene Spint1). The record is from RefSeq and is a predicted model, not a curated record. Gene Ontology annotation, cellular component: plasma membrane. NCBI's taxonomy places the organism in Eukaryota, Metazoa, Chordata, Mammalia, Rodentia, Sciuridae. Gene Ontology annotation, molecular function: protein binding; serine-type endopeptidase inhibitor activity. Gene Ontology annotation, biological process: epidermis development; epithelium development; extracellular matrix organization.
GGGAGGACGAUGGCCGGCGCUCGCCCUGCCCAGGCCGGCAUCCCUGUGGUCCUUGAGCUGUUGCUUCUGUGCGUGCUGGGUCUCCAGAUCACUGAGGCCGGGCUGCCUCCCCCACCCCCUGAGCUGCCGGCGGGAACUGCCUGCCUGAACCUCUUCACUCCGGGGGUUCCUGCCUUCGUGCUGGACACGGAAGCCUCGGUCAGCAACGGGGCCACCUUUCUGGGUUCCCCCACCGUGCGCCGGGGCUGGGAUUGCGUGCGCUCCUGUUGCACCACCCAGAAUUGCAACCUGGCGCUGGUGGAACUGCAGCCCGACGGCGGCGAGGACGCCAUCACCGCCUGCUUCCUCAUGAAUUGCCUCUACGAGCACAACUUUGUGUGCAAGUUCGCGCGCAGAGAGGGCUUCAUCAACUACCUCACAAGAGAGGUUUACCACUCGUACCACGAGCUUCGGACCCAGGGCUUUGGAGGGUCCCGGAUCCCAAGGGCCUGGGUGGGCAUAGACUUGAAGGUGCAGCCCCAGGAACCCCUGGUGCUAAAGGAUGUGGAAAACAUAGAUUGGCAUCUACUGCAGGGUGGCACAGACGUAAGGAUAGAGAGGAACAAUCCGGACCAGGUGGAGCUGUGGGGACUCAAGGAAGGCACCUACCUGUUCCAGUUGACAGUGACUGGCUCAGAACAACCAGAGAAUAAGGCCAACGUCACAGUCACUGUGCUAUCUGCCAAGCAGACAGAAGAUUAUUGCCUUGCAUCUAACAAGGUGGGCCGCUGCCGGGGUUCCUUCCCCCGCUGGUACUAUGACCCCACAGAACAAAUCUGCAAGAGAUUCACUUAUGGAGGUUGCUUAGGCAACAAGAACAACUACCUUCGGGAAGAAGAGUGUAUGCUAGCCUGCCGGGAUGUGCAAGGCCCCUCAAUGGAAAGGCACCAUCCAGUAUGUUCUGGCAGCUGCCACUCCACCCAAUUUCGAUGCAGUAAUGGCUGCUGCAUCGACAGCUUCCUGGAGUGUGAUGACACCCCGGACUGCCCUGACGGCUCUGAUGAGGCCACCUGUGAAAAAUACACCAGUGGCUUUGAUGAGCUCCAGAGUAUCCAUUUCCUCAGUGACAAAGGGCACUGUGUGGACCUGCCAGACACAGGACUCUGCCAGGAGAGCAUCCCACGCUGGUACUACAACCCUUUCAGUGAACGCUGUGCCCGCUUCACUUAUGGUGGUUGUUAUGGCAACAAGAACAACUUUGAGGAAGAGCAGCAGUGUCUCGAGUCCUGUCACGGCAUCUCCAAGAAAGAUGUGUUUGGUCUGCGACGGGAAAGCUCCAUCUCCAGUGUAGGCUCUGUGGAAGUGGCUGUUGCUGUACUCCUGGUCAUCUGCAUCAUCAUGGUGAUAGCCAUCCUGGGUUAUUGGUGCUUCAAGAACCAGAGACAGGACUUGCGCAGACAUCACCACCUGAAUCACCCACCACCCACCCCUGCUAGCUCCACUGUCUCCACCACUGAAGACACAGAGCACCUGGUCUAUAAUCAUACCACCCGACCCCUCUGAGCCUGGGGCUCUUGCCAUCUCUCACCAGGCCCUGCUUCCUGCUUACCAAGACAGAGGCCUGGACUGGGGAAAACUUUGGGAUCAGACUCCUGCCUGUUUUCCAGGCACAUUCUGCCUCAGAAGCCAGGGCUUUAGCUGUCUUGGAAGCCUCUGGGCUCAGGCUAGUUGUUUCUGAGAAAACACAAGGGUCUGAGAGAAGCAAAAAAAUCCUUGAACCAGGAGUAUUGUGCAUAGAAGGACCUGCCCUGCCUAGGGGUUCAGAGGAAGUUGGAGUUUUAGGUCCUGGUUGAAGCUGCCUGCCCCCACCCCAU